Molecule: messenger RNA, 1519 nt
Organism: Triticum aestivum (bread wheat)
Lineage: Eukaryota; Viridiplantae; Streptophyta; Magnoliopsida; Poales; Poaceae
Product: putative cyclin-dependent kinase F-2
Exons: 3
Coding region: 1-1365 (454 amino acids)
Biological process (GO): regulation of mitotic cell cycle; protein phosphorylation
Cellular component (GO): nucleus
Molecular function (GO): RNA-DNA hybrid ribonuclease activity; ATP binding; nucleic acid binding
Source: RefSeq, a predicted model, not a curated record
AUGGGGCCAUAUGGCAAGGCGGGGGCGGCCACAGUGAUCUGCAUGGACAAGGAUGGCAACUAUUUGGGAGCGUCAGCAGUCACCAUCGAGGGUCUGGUGGAUGCAGCAAGUCUUGAAGCACAUGCCUGCAACGAGGCUCUUGCUCUGGCAAGAGACCUCAACGUCACACAUGCGAUCAUAGCUUCGGAUUGCAUGCAAGUUGACAAUCAAGGAAAGCUUCUGGCACGAGUCGCUGCUGCCGCUGCGUGGUUCAAGUCCAUGCUCGUGCUGGCUGCGCAGCUGAUGGGAGGUUAUAGUUUCGCCCCGGGCCCCCGAAAUCUCUGGACCGGCCCUGCUGCAACCCCGCCGCGUAUAGGCAUCGCUGCCCUCGACGACGUGGUCGCGGCCACACCGGCGGCGCGCAAGAGUCAAAGAGCGCCGGCCACUCCCACUCCCACACGCAGCGGCCACUUCCACCGGCUCGAGGUGAUUGGCGCAGGAACAUUUGGCGUCGUCUACCGGGUCAGGGACCGCCGCACAGGAGAGAUCGUGGCGAUGAAGUGUCUUCGUGCGAGCGAUGACGGCGACGCCGGCCGCUACCUCUCCGACUUCGCGGCCGAGGUCAGCGCCCUCGAGGCGUGCAGUGGCCACCCAUCCAUCGUGCAGCCGCGCGCCUCCGGCCACCUCGGCAGCAAGGCCUUCCUCGCCAUGGAGUUUGUGGGGCCGACCCUUAGGUAUGUCAUGAAGCAUGUCCGAUACGGGAGGAGGCACACUGAGCUGGAGGUUCGCUUACUCAUGAGGCAACUUUGCGCCGGCGUGAGGUGGAUGAAUCGCCUCGGCCUGAUGCACCGUGACCUCAAGCCGGACAACGUGCUUGUCGACAACCACGGGAACCUCAAGAUCUGCGACUUAGGACUGUCGUGCAGCAUGGCCGAUGGGCCGCCCUACUCCAACCCCGUCGGGACACGGGGAUACUGCGCGCCAGAGCUCCUCCUCGGGUGCACCAAUUACGACGAGCAUGUCGACUCAUGGGCUCUUGGCAUCAUGAUGGCUGAGCUCCUUGCCGGCAAGCACCCUUUCCAUGGGAGGUCAGAUACGGAGGACCUCGGCAAGAUCUUGGACCUUCUCGGCACAGCUGACAUCAAAGAGUGGUCAGGCUACAAUGGACGCCGUCUGCCCGGCGGAUGCCAACUAGGAAGCUUUCUGCGGAAUAAGUUCCCUUGUCAGGUUGAGGCCAGGAUGAAAGGCCUGCCGACAUUGUUAGAGGCUGGUUUCGAGGUCUUGAGCGGUCUUCUACGAUGCAACCCGGAGAAGAGGCUCACGACGGAGCAAGCGCUCAAGCAUCGGUGGUUCAAGGAGGCCAACCCUAGGGCUACAAGGAGUUGAUUGAUGAAAGUGCAUGACCUACAACGCAUCUGAUUUGUGUAAAUUACAAAUGUAAACAUCAUAUAUGGCUUGAACGAAUGUGCAUGGGUGAAGUACUGAGGUAUGAGAUAAGUAAGCAGGAGCUGUUCAUGUGGAUCACCACCACACACAUUGU